GAGGAGGUGAAAAUCGAGCGGGUUUCUCCUCGCCGGCAGCGGCGUGCAGGGGGCAGGGCUGUCCCGAGGAGGAGCGGCCGCCGCUCUCCCGCCCGCCCACGCCCGGCCGAGGCAGCGCCGCGAUGUCACUGCCGGAGAGCGGCACUGGCGGGACCCCGCCGCUGGCAGGGCACACCCGCACAUGUACGGCAGCGUUCGCCGGCAGCGCAAAGAGUGCAAGCGGUGCUCUGUGUAAUCCAGGCAGUUUGCAGCCUGGAAGUCUUGUUCUUGGUGGGCUGUUUGUGUUUUUAGGUAGCUGCAGAUGGAGAUCGGAGCAAAAAAACCCCACGCACUCCACCAGCUGCAGGGGAUCUUGGGCUGUGAUUAUAAAUGCUGCUGGUGAGGUUGCUUUCAAGAUGUACCUUGGGGUGACCCCUAGUGUGAGCUGCAGUAGUGCCACAGGGAAUGAAUUCUCCUUAAUCCUGGACAAAAACCCACUGGUGGACUUUGUGGAGGAGCUGCCAGCGGAACGAGCAUCGCUUUGCUAUUGUAACCUCCUCUGUGGGGUGAUUCGAGGGGCCCUGGAAAUGGUUCACUUAGCAGCAGAAGUUUCCUUCCUGCAGGACAGGCUGAAGGGUGAUGCUGUGACAGAAAUAGGAAUUACAUUUUUAAGGAAGCCUGAAGACAGAAAGCACAGAAGAAACAAAUGAAAGGAAUAUUGGGAGAAACCCUUGCUGAGGGACAUUUUGUGCCUUUUGUUUCAAAAGAAGACAGGGUAAAAAUGGCUUUGCUGAGUCAGCUGCACCAGUUAUGUGGUUGAAAGGUGAAGAGAGCUGGGCAGCAGAGAGGAGGGGCAGAGCAGGGGGCAGCAAUGUUAAUUGUCAUGACACAGGGAUCAGUAAAAAAGAUGCAAAUGAUCUGCCCUUCCUUCUCACAUACCCAGGCUCUUGAACUUAAUGGAAGCUUUACUUCCGUAUUUAGUGUGUGCUAAAUAUUUAUCUGUAUACCAACAGUUUUCAGGCCAAGGUGGUGACCUUUUCAGACUUUGCCACUAAUUUUUCAAAGCAUGGCUGCUAGAGGUGCUUUAUUUUCCUGGCUGUGUGUUGUUAUCCUUAAAGGAUUCACUUGCUGGGAUUGCUGUAUGCAGUGUCUCACUCACACGUUUGAUGUGUAAUGCUUUGCCAUUCAUUGUCCUGCACACUGGACAUCCUGCUGUCUCUGAAACCAGGGAGGGACGGGUGUUCACUGAUGGCAGGAGCUGGUUGUGUUCUUUCCAGCUCUUCAGGCCCCACCUGCAGUGCUGCUGGCACUCCUGUUCAGUCCUGUGCACACCCCAGGCUGCAGCACUCUGACAACUGCAGCAGUGCUUGUGUCUCUGCAAGCCAUGGGCCUUUUCAUGUCAGCCUUCUCUCCAAGAGCCCUGAUCUUGUGACCAAACUGAACAGAGCAUGAUGUAUUUAGUGUGUAGCCACUGUGGAUCUGUACCUGUCUAAGGAAGCUCGAAUUAAACUUCUGAGAUUGUCACAAAACUGUUUUGGUGUUCGUGUUUUCUGCUCUUGCCUGGCCUUCACCACCUGCUGUUGAUCAUCUUCCUCUUGGCAGUGGAUUUGUUACCACAACUGGGAAGCAGCGAAGGAGCAGCCUGAGAGAAACCCAAGUUAUAGGAAAAGUUUAAAGUUGUUUGGUGUAAUGCAAGAUGUCUGGAUAAGGGCUGGACAAAACCCCAGGUCCUAGCACAACACCCUACCCACAAGGCCAGCUUAGUCUCUCCUCACAAAAACGCUUGUUUGAAGCUGAAAUACCAGCAACUAAGUUCAGUCUAGCCCGGAAUUAACUCUGAUUUUACACUGUGUUUUGUGCCUUCUCCUAUUUUCCCCUCAGUCUGUUCACAUCUUUAUCAUGCCAGAUGGGAGCAUCUCUUACCCUGGGUUCAUUCUCUCCAGACCUGUAGAGUCCUCAUGAUAAUCUCUCUCCCUUUGUCUAAGUAGUGUGGCUCUGUGGUGCCACAGCAUAAUGGAAGUGAGCAAAUUUUAGUGAGCAGUUGUGUAGGGAACAAAACCAAAACUCUUUGUAUCCAGCCUUGGUCUCAGCCCAACUGCUGUUACCUGCACCAGUAAGAAGUGGCAGCGUGUACGUGUGACAAUAUGUUAGAACCACUAACAAGUUUCCCUGCCUUUUUUUUUUCUUUUCCUUUUUCUUUCUUUUUGUAAUUUAUAUUACUUUGUUAAACCUAGAGCUGAAAUGUAUUGUGGAAUUUGUCUGAUUUCACUGCUUUUGCAAAAGCCCUCACUGGAAUUUCUGCUGGUUAUGGCCAGUUGGUCGAGAUGGACGUGUAGCUGACCACAACAAAGGUUGUUUAUUUGCAAUAGCCAUUUUUACUUUUUCCACCAACACUAACCAAAUAUUCUAUUUGGGUUUUUUCUUAAUUAUUUUUAUUAUUUUGAAAGUGAAGGACCUACAUUGUCCUUGUUUUCUUAGAGAACUGUUAGGGUUCGAAAGGACCUCUGAAGGUCUUCUAGUCCAUCCCCCCUGACAAGGCAGGUUCACCUAGAGCAGGUGACACAGGAACACAUCUAGGUGGGUCUGGAUUACCUCCAAGGAGGGAAACUCCACAACCUCCCUGGGCAGCCUGUGCCAGUGCUCUGCCACCCUUAAUGUAAAGAAAAUCUUCUCAUGGUGUAGUGAAACAUCUUAUGCUUUAGGUUGUGGCCAUUGCUCCUCGUCCUGUUGCUGGGUACCACUGGAAUGAGUCUGGCACCCUCCUCUUGCCACCCAAUUUAUGAGGUAUUAAUGAGAUCCUCUCUCAGUUCUCUCUUCUCCGGAAUAAACAGGCCCAGUUCCUGCAGUGUCUCCCCACAAGAGGGAUGCUCCAGACCCAAAUCACCUUUGUGGCCCUUCUGCUGGGCCCUCUCCAGUAGCUCCUGGCCUUCCUUGUUGUGAGGAGCCCAGCACUGGACACAGCACUUCAGAUGUGACCUCAGCAGGGCUGAGGAGAGGGGGAGCAUCACCUCCCUUGACCUGCUGGCCACACUCUUGCCAGUGCACCACAGCACACCACUGGCCCUGCUGGCCACAGGGGCACUGCUGGCUCAUAGUCAGCUUGCCAGCCACCGACACAGCCAGGUGCUUCUGUGCAGAGAUGCUCUCUAAGAGGUCAGCCCCAGCCUGCACAGGUACUCCAUAAUCAUCAAGUUUCUCAGAAGCAAAGGAGCUCUGAGCAAGUCAGUGACUGCAAUGAAUAAUUUUUAGAAACGCUUUUCUACAUGCAGAAUUAAAUCUUGUUUUGCCUUGAUGUGUUAUAUUUUUAGUUGACAGUGAGAAAGAAGCUUCCAAGGUUGCUACAUUCAGCUAGUUAAGAUACUCUUCCCUUCUUCCUUCCUUGCAAAACAAAUGUAACAAAUCACUUCUUGGGAUUCCUGUCUUUCUGUCUGAAUAAUUUCUGAGUUUAUUGUGUAGGAAGAGAGAAUUUCUGGGAGGGGGAAACAAAUAGACCACACCAAACAAUCGGACUUACAUAUCUAAAAUGCUCUCUUAAACAACAGCUUUUCAGAAGAAAAGUGAACUUUAUUAUGCUUCACUCAAAACUUGUAUCUUUAUUUCUUAUAAUAUGAUGUUGUUUGAGAAGAAUAUUACAACUUGCUAAUGUGGAUUGCAGAUCUUUAUUGUCUUUGAAUGUAUGAAUGUGCUUUUAAUGUUUGUUCAUAUAGAAGCUUCACCUACACCGUCAUGUUAUGCAUGCGCCUAACCCCUCAAGACAAGCUAAUUUUUUAAUCUACAGCUUGCUCUAAGCAUCAUUGAAAGCUUCAUUGUAAAGAGAGAGCUAAUAAGGUAAGAUGAAUAUCUGAUCAAAUCCUCCAUUCCUUUUUUGUCUCUUUGAUAGGGUUUGGUAUUGUCACUUCACGUGCCAAGUGCUUUUAAGGUUUUGGUAAUGAUUUGACAUAACAGGUGUUGACAUC
Molecule: messenger RNA, 3935 nt
Organism: Prinia subflava (tawny-flanked prinia)
Lineage: Eukaryota; Metazoa; Chordata; Aves; Passeriformes; Cisticolidae
Product: trafficking protein particle complex subunit 3-like protein
Exons: 3
Coding region: 123-689 (188 amino acids)
Biological process (GO): endoplasmic reticulum to Golgi vesicle-mediated transport; intra-Golgi vesicle-mediated transport
Cellular component (GO): cis-Golgi network membrane; cytosol; TRAPP complex
Source: RefSeq, a predicted model, not a curated record